GGCGGCUGAACAGGCGGUUGUGGAGAAGCUUCAUGGCAUUGGAGUUCAUAUCCCAGAAGGUACACCAGUUCAGGCUGAGGCCGCGCCCAGGCGGAUGGCAGAGGCAGCAUAAGAGGACACCUUACUAUAAUUAGCGCACAAUGUUCCUAACUUGAUGACGCAAUCUCCUUAUGACCUGGUCCUGUAAGCUCAGGCUGUUUCAUUCCCUACUUAACACCGUCUCCCACAUUCACAUUCAAUGGCACCCAUUCGUUUGCGACACCCCAAGGGGAUCACGACGUUGCAGAUCGACCUCGAUAAUGCUCUAGUUCAAGAUCUCCAGCAGGAGAUAUUUGGAGUGUCUGAAAUCCCACCAUCACAGCAAGAACUUAGAUCGGGGUACCCACCACGAUCGCUCACAAUUAUCCCAGAGCUUCCACUUUCGAGUCUGGGAUUAAAGUCCGGUGAUCAGAUCAUCGUAAACCAGAACAUUUCGAGCUCGGUGCGCGCCCCGCCUUCCCCACCCAAGGCCAAGCCAGUGUCUUCUCAGUCACCUCAAGCCUCUUUGUCGCAACCAAAUUCAAGCAGGCUCGCACCGAGGAGUAGCGGUCCAGACUACGUUGACACACCAAACGGCGUGUUAGUGCACAGGAUCGUGCCAGACGAUAACUCGUGUCUUUUUUCGUCGAUCGCCCUCAUCUUUGAGCAAGAUUCCCGCAAGGCGCAAAAGAUACGGCAAGUCGUUGCCGAUGGCAUCCGAGCAGACAUGGAAACCUACAACGAAGCUAUUCUGGGCUUGAGCCGAGAUGCAUACAUCGCCACCAUUCAGAAGCCUGCGACAUGGGGAGGUGCAAUUGAACUUGGAAUCCUCGCCAAGCAUUAUGGCACGGAAAUUGCAUCUAUUGAUGUCGAAACCGGAAGGUUUGAUCGUUUUGAACCUCCAUUAGAGGCGAGCACAGGCAACCGUUGCAUCGUGAUCUAUUCCGGCAUUCAUUAUGAUGCCGCGUCAUUGGCGCCCAUGGCUGAUGCUCCGCCUGAAUGGCAUCAGACUGUCUUUCCGAUCAUUUCCGCGGACGAAGAUGAUCCAAUUUUGUCUGCUGCUAAAGAAUUAGCCACUAUCCUGCGGGGAAAGAAAGCAUAUACUAACACUGCAACGUUUGAUAUCAAGUGUGAAGACUGUGGCAAGGGAUUGAAGGGCGAGAAGGAUGCGAGAAUGCACGCCCAGGAGACGGGGCAUGUACGAUUCGGAGAAUAUGAAUGAUAUCCGGAUUCUUGACUUAUCCAUACCACCACCUUUAUGUCUUAUGUAUUUCACUAGGAAACUGACGCGCGGAAGAUAGUGGAUAUUCACAUAUCGCGAGUGCUACAGAGUUUAGCUUCCUGUAACAA
Molecule: messenger RNA, 1368 nt
Organism: Suillus subalutaceus
Lineage: Eukaryota; Fungi; Basidiomycota; Agaricomycetes; Boletales; Suillaceae
Exons: 8
Coding region: 239-1240 (333 amino acids)
Biological process (GO): protein deubiquitination; endoplasmic reticulum unfolded protein response
Cellular component (GO): cytosol; nucleus
Molecular function (GO): cysteine-type deubiquitinase activity
Source: RefSeq, a predicted model, not a curated record